UAUGUAAAUCGUUCCUGCGUGAAUAGCCUAACUUUUUCAUAUUGAGAGGUUAACUCAUCGUUCCCGUGACAGGCAUUUUCACUGUGUCUGUCAAUUACAUUGAGACGGCGGAUAACAGGAGCAAGUUAUAGAAAUGGAGUGCUUGAUUGGUAUUCAGUGCAAAGAUUUCGUCCUAGUUGCUGCGGAUAUGACAACCGCACAGUCUAUUAUAGUUAUGAAAAGCGAUGAACACAAGAUUCACAAAAUCUCUGACAAACUUGUCAUGGCAAUAUCUGGAGAGUCGGGCGACACGACACAGUUUUCAGAAUAUAUUGGAAAGAAUAUUCAAUUGUACAAGAUGCGAAAUGGCUAUGAAUUGUCUCCCAAGGCUGCAGCUUGCUUUACAAGAAGAAACUUGGCAGAUUAUCUCAGAAGCAGAACUCCAUACUUUGUCAAUAUGCUUUUGGCUGGAUAUGACAAUGAUUCGGGACCAGAAUUAUAUUUUAUCGAUUACUUAGCAUCCUGUGUAAAAGUUCCUUAUGCGACUCAUGGAUAUGGUGGGAUGUUCUCCAUGUCAGUUUUAGAUAGAUAUCACAAAUAUGAUUGUACAGAAGAAGAGGCAUAUAUAUUGUUAAAGAAAUGUGUUCAAGAAAUUCAAAAGCGAUUAAUCAUUAAUUUGCCAAAUUUCAAGGUUCAAAAGAUAUCAAAGGAUGGAAUCAAAGAUUUGCAGCCAAUUACAGCUGAAAAUUUGGCUGUCGAAACCGCUGCUAAAGCAUAAAAGUUUAUAUCUUUUUAUGGGAAUAUUUCCGUUAUAGAAAUUAAUUUAAUUAUGACUUAAAGAAAAUCAGUCAAUGAUUGUAUUCGUUUACUUUUUCUUUAAUAAAUUAUGAAAAAUUUAUGCA
Molecule: messenger RNA, 881 nt
Organism: Pogonomyrmex barbatus (red harvester ant)
Lineage: Eukaryota; Metazoa; Arthropoda; Insecta; Hymenoptera; Formicidae
Product: proteasome subunit beta type-2
Biological process (GO): proteasomal protein catabolic process
Cellular component (GO): nucleus; proteasome core complex; cytoplasm
Source: RefSeq, a predicted model, not a curated record